Lepus europaeus (European hare) is the source of this 3085-nucleotide messenger RNA. RefSeq names its product DNA ligase 1 (gene LIG1). Gene Ontology annotation, biological process: lagging strand elongation; DNA repair; DNA biosynthetic process. Gene Ontology annotation, molecular function: DNA binding; DNA ligase (ATP) activity; ATP binding. The coding region runs from base 172 to 2973 and encodes 933 amino acids. The record is from RefSeq and is a predicted model, not a curated record. The transcript is spliced from 28 exons. Lineage: Eukaryota; Metazoa; Chordata; Mammalia; Lagomorpha; Leporidae. Gene Ontology annotation, cellular component: mitochondrion; nucleus.
CGCCGACGUCUCUGCGCGCGAAUUCCGUGGCGCGAAUUCGGGGCGCCGGGGCUGCGCUGAGCCGGGCCGACUGUGGUGCCGGGGAUUUCGGCGCGCGGGGCCGGCGCCAGGAACGCCUAACAGGACGAGAAGAGCAGGGACGGGAGCGAAGCGAGCUGCUGAGACGCCACCAUGCAGCGCAGCAUCAUGUCAUUUUUCUACCCCACGAAAGAGGGGAAGACGAAGAAGCCUGAGAAGGAGACGUCCCACAGCGGCAGAGAGGCAGAGCCGCCCCCCAAGGUGGCGCUGAAGGAGCGCAAUGGCGUGGUGGCCGGGAGUGACUCUCCAGUGAAGAGGCCCGGCAAGAAGGUGGCCCGCGUCCUGAGCAGCGAAGGGGAGGAGGAGGACGAAGCCCUCAGCCCGCCCAGGGCCCAGAAGCCUGACCCAGAGUGCCCGCAGGACUCCCCGCCCAGCCCUGCCGCAUCGCCUGAGAACACCCCUUGCCCCUCCGACUCCUCCCCCGUGGGCCUGUCCACGGCCGGCAUCCCAAAGCGCCUCACAGCUCGGAAGCAGCUCCCUAAACGGACGAUUCAGGAUGUCCUGGGAGGACAGGAUGAGGACAAGGACCGGGAAGCCAAGAGGAAGAAGAAGGAGGAAGGCCAUCUGACUCUUCUGUCCUCAGAAACAGAGACCCCGAGAGAAAGCCCCACCGAGCCUGAAGUGCCAGAGGAGAAGGAUGCAGAGGAGGGGCCCCGGCCUGUGACACCCCCUGAGCCCCCCGAGUCCCCCAAAGAGGUCCCGGUGGGAAGCAGCUCAGAGCCCCAGGUGGCCGUGAAGCAGGAGCCACAGGAGGACCAGGCCAAGCCUCCUGCCCGCGCCCCCCGGACACUCAGCAGCUUCUUCACUCCCCGGAAGCCGGCCAUCAAAGCAGAGGUGAAGGAAGAGGAGCCGGCCAUCAAAGCAGAAGUGAAGGAAGAGGAGCCGGGCAUUGCGAGGAAGGAGGCCAGGGGAGCCCUGGACCCAAUGAACUAUAACCCUGCCAAGAGCAACUACCACCCCGUGGAAGACGCCUGCUGGAAACCUGGCCAGAAGGUCCCUUAUCUGGCCGUGGCCCGGACAUUUGAGAAGAUUGAGGAGGUCUCUGCUCGGCUCCGGAUGGUGGAGACGCUGAGUAACUUGCUGCGCUCUGUGGUAGCCCUGUCGCCGCCAGACCUCCUCCCCAUCCUCUACCUCAGCCUCAACCGCCUGGGGCCGCCCCAGCAGGGCCUGGAGCUCGGUGUUGGGGACGGCGUCCUCCUCAAGGCGGUGGCCCAGGCCACAGGUCGGCAGCUGGACAUUGUCCGGGCUGAAGCGGCCGAGUCGGGUGACGUGGGGCUGGUGGCAGAGCACAGCCGCGUCACCCAGAGGUUCAUGCUGCCGCCACUCCCUCUCACCGCCUCCGGGGUCUUCGCCAAGUUUCGGGACAUCGCCCGGCUCACUGGCAGCGCUUCCAUGACCAAGAAGAUGGACAUCAUCAAAGGCCUCUUUGUUGCUUGCCGACACUCAGAAGCCCGAUUCAUCGCCAGGGCCCUGAGGGGGCGGCUACGCCUCGGGCUGGCAGAGCAGUCGGUGCUGAUGGCCCUCACCCAGGCUGUGAGCCUCACGCCCCCUGGCCAAGCAUUCCCCCCCGCCGUGGUGGACGCUGGGAAGGGCAGGACAGCAGAGGCCAGGAAGACGUGGCUAGAGGAGCAGGCCAUGGUGCUGAAGCAGACGUUCUGCGAGGUGCCCGACCUGGACCGGAUCAUCCCGGUGCUGCUGGAGCACGGGCUGGAGCGGCUCCCGGAACACUGCAAGCUGAGCCCAGGCACCCCCUUGAGGCCAAUGCUGGCCCACCCGACCCGGGGCGUCAGCGAGGUCCUGAAGCGCUUCGAGGAGGCAGCUUUCACCUGCGAGUACAAGUACGACGGGCAGAGGGCACAGAUCCAUGCUCUGGAAGGCGGGGAGGUGAAGAUCUUCAGCAGGAACCAGGAGGACAACACUGGGAAGUACCCCGACAUCAUCAGCCGCAUCCCCAAGAUUAAACUCCCGUCAGUCACAUCCUUCAUCCUGGACACCGAGGCUGUGGCCUGGGAUCGGGAGAAGAAGCAGAUCCAGCCGUUCCAGGUGCUCACCACCCGCAAACGCAAGGAUGUGGACCCGUCGGAGAUCCAGGUGCAGGUGUGUCUGUACGCCUUCGACCUCAUCUACCUCAACGGACAGUCCUUGGUGCGCGAGCCCCUGUCCCGCCGCCGGCAGCUGCUCCGUGAGAACUUCGUGGAGACGGAGGGCGAGUUUCUCUUCGCCACCUCCCUGGACACCAAGGACCUCGAGCAGAUCGCCGAGUUCCUGGAGCAGUCGGUGAAAGACUCCUGCGAGGGGCUGAUGGUGAAGACCCUAGACGUGGACGCCACCUACGAGAUCGCCAAGAGAUCGCACAACUGGCUCAAGCUGAAGAAGGACUACCUGGACGGCGUGGGCGACACCCUGGACCUCGUGGUGAUUGGCGCCUACCUGGGCCGGGGGAAGCGUGCCGGCCGCUACGGGGGCUUCCUGCUGGCCUGCUACGACGAAGACACCGAGGGACUGCAGGCCAUCUGCAAGCUGGGGACGGGCUUCAGCGACGAGGAGCUGGAGGAGCAGCACCAGAGCCUCCAGGCCCUGGUGCUGCCUGCGCCCCGCCCCUAUGUGCAGGCCGGCGGUGCUGUGGCCCCCGACCACUGGCUGGACCCCACCACCGUGUGGGAGGUGAAGUGUGCGGAUCUCUCCCUCUCCCCCAUCUACCCUGCUGCCCGUGGCCUGGUGGACAAGGAGAAGGGGAUCUCCCUUCGCUUCCCUCGCUUUGUUCGCGUCCGGAAAGACAAGAUGCCGGAAGAGGCCACCACCGGUGCUGAGGUGGCCGAUCUGUACUGGAGGCAGAGUCAGAUUCAGAACCAACAGGACGAGGACGAGGACACCGACUUGGAAGAUUUCUUCUGAGCCCCGCCCGGCUGGAGGACCGCAUGGAGCUGGUGACGCAGGCCCGAGCUCGAGUUCUGUGUCUGGGGCUCAUUCACCGAUUUCCCUCAAUAAACAAUCACCAGACACCCGC